AGACAUCACACACAUGUCUGUGUUGACAUGAGCUCUCAGCACAGCAGGAGCCCAUGUCCCCUGUGGCGUCUCUGAGUCUGGGGACCCGUCCAUGUGGGCCCUCCAUCUGCAGAGCCAGAACCAGAGAAAGGAGACACCAUGACCCCCACCCUUACAGCCCUGUUCUGUCUCGGGCUGAGUGUGAGCCCCCAGACCCAAGUGCAGACAGGCACCCACCCCAAACCCACCAUCUGGGCUAAGCCAGGCUCUAUGGUGCCCUGGGGGACACCUGUGACCAUCUGGUGUCAGGGGAGCCUGGAGGCCCAGGAGUACCGCCUGCGUAAAGAGGGGGACUCAUGGAAUUGGGACUCACAGAAGCCACUGGAGCCUGGGGACAAGGUCAAGUUCUCCAUCACACACAUGACAGAUUUAUAUGCAGGAGGAUACCGCUGUGACUAUCUCAGUCCGACCGGCUGGUCAGAGCCCAGUGACACCCUGGAGCUGGUGGUGGUGACGGGAUCCCUGGGCCAACCCAGCCUCUCAGCCCUGCCCAGCCCUGUUGUGACCUCAGGAGGGAACGUGACCCUCCAGUGUGCCUCAUGGAUGAGAAUCCAUAGGUUCAUCCUGAUGAAGGAAGGAGAGCACCAGCCCUCCUGGACCCUGAUCUCCCAGGCAGCCCCCCAUGGGGGGACCCAGGCCCUGUUCCCUGUGGGCCCUGUGACCCCCAACCACAGGUGGAGGUUCAGAUGCUAUGGCUAUUACAGCAACACUCCCCAUGUGUGGUCAUACCCCAGUGACCCCCUGGAGCUGCUGGUCUCAGGUGUGUCGGGGAAGCCCUCCCUCCUGACACAGCAGGGCCCUUUAGUGACCUCUGGACAGAACCUGACUCUCCAGUGUCGCUCUGAUGUCGGCUACAACAGAUUCGCUCUGUCCAAGGAGGGGGCACCUGACCCUCCCCGGCAGCUUGGCCGGCAGACCCAGGCUGGACUCUCUGGGGCAGACUUCCCCAUGGGCCCUGUGAGACCCUCCCACGGGGGCCGGUACACAUGCUACGGUGGACAUACCCUCUCCUCUGAGUGGUCAGCCCCCAGUGACCCCCUGGACAUCCUGCUGGCAGGACAACUGCCUUUCACACCUGCUCUCUCGGUGCAGCCAGGACCCAGGGUGGCCCCAGGAGAGAAUGUAAUCCUGCUUUGUCAGUCACGGAGCCCUGUGGACACUUUCCUUCUGUCCAAGGAGGGGGCAGCCGAUCCCCCGCUGCGUCUAAGAUCACAGUACCGAGCUGGGCAGCACCAGAUUGAAUUCUACAUGAAUUCUGUGACCUCAGCCCAAGAGGGGACCUACAGGUGCUACGGCUCUGCCAGCACCUCCCCCUACCUCUUGUCACAGCCCAGUGACCCCCUGGAGCUGCUUGUCUCAGAAGCAGCUGGCACUGUGUGCCCACCCCAAAACAACUCAGACCCCAGCAGUGCCUCAGACUCCAGAGAUUACAUGGUGGAGAAUCUGACCCGCAUGGGCGUGGCUGUCUUGAUCCUGGUGGUCCUCGGGAUUCUGCUGCUAGAGGCUCAGCACAGCCAGAGAAGGACUCCAGACUCAGGCAGGAGCUAAACACAAGGGGGAGCAAUGCCACCAUUCCAUGUGGCAGAGCUGUGGGCAUGCAUCCCAGGUGCCCAGAGGGAUCUGGAGGAAAGCCUGCAGCUCACCGUCUCUGAUAUGUCUGCUAACAACAUCGAGGGGGAGCAUGGUUCAGGUGCAGGAGGUGCACCUGGGCUGCUCCCUGUCCGGGACUCCUCCCUCGUGCUCUGUGGUUUUUUCCCUCCUGCAUUGUUGGACAUCCUGGCUUGCCCCUCCUUCCUCAUCCCUGUGAGCUGAGGGUUCGUAACAUAAGGCAGGGCUGGUUCAUACCUUCCUACAGCGGCAGCUCUGGUCCAGCUUCGUGGGAUACAUUUUCCUUCACUUUCCAUUUCCAUUUUCCCUGUUGUCCACUAUUGUCCUCCAUCCCUCAGCCAAAAACACAGACUCUGUUUUCAUAAGUAAAUAAGUGGGUGAAAAUCAGUUCCACUUUGGAACAGAUGAAUCCAAAACCGUUCCCUGAACCCUCUCUGGACUCACAGAGCUCUUCUGUCCUCAUGUGGCGACACCUGGUGGAAUCUUCCAGAAACACCAUCAUUUUGAGUGAGCUCAGGGGCCUUUGAGGUGCAGCCAGGUGGAAUACUCCAAGGAAUAAAUGGGUUUUCCUUUGU
Neogale vison (American mink) is the source of this 2222-nucleotide messenger RNA. Its product is annotated as leukocyte immunoglobulin-like receptor subfamily A member 6. The coding region runs from base 139 to 1587 and encodes 482 amino acids. The record is from RefSeq and is a predicted model, not a curated record. The transcript is spliced from 9 exons. Gene Ontology annotation, biological process: cytokine-mediated signaling pathway. Gene Ontology annotation, molecular function: inhibitory MHC class I receptor activity. Lineage: Eukaryota; Metazoa; Chordata; Mammalia; Carnivora; Mustelidae.